AUGGAGCCUCAUGCAUGUUCAACACAUGAUGGUCAUGCACUUGACAAUGGGACAAGUGUUGAGAAGAUUAUGCAUAUGCAACAUGUGGCCAUGCAAGUAUGGAUGAGCGAUAAGUGGCAUAACAUGGGUGUGUGUGCGAUGUGGAUUAUUCGGGUUUGUUUACGGAUCACGGGUCGGUGCGUUAUCGGGUUGCGGUUUAACGGAUCUAGGGCAGGAUUGAUCCAGGGAAGGAAGGAAGUUCUCUUUCCCAGUUUCAGUGGUCCGAUUCUGAAACCAACAAACUAUACGGUUUGGGCUAUUCGUAUCAAGACGAUUCUUGAAGCGAAUGGUUUGUGGGAAACGAUUGAACCGACAGAAAAUGCAACAGUAGACACUAAGAAAGACAAGUCUGCAAUUGCAUAUCUGUUUCAAGCAAUACCAGAAGAUGUUGUAUUGCAAGUUGCAAGUUGUAAGACUGCAAAGGAAAUUUGGGAUAAUCUAAAGGUUAGACACGUUGGUGUUGAUCGGGUACAAAAGGCGCGUAUGCACACGCUAUUAUCAGAAUUUGAAUUAUUGCAAAUGAAGGAUGACGACACUAUUGAUUCGUUUACCGCAAAGAUUAAUAGUAUCGUUACCCGGGCAACUGAAGUAGGAACGACGUUGAGUCAACCGACUCUAGUACGCAAACUCCUAAAUGGCGUACCGGAUAAGUUUACUCAAAUCGUUGCCUCCAUGGAGCAAUACUCCGAUCUAGAAACUAUGAUGCUAGAAGAAGCGGUCGGAAGAUUAAAAACGUAUGAAGAAAGGUUAAAGUUGAAGAAAAAGGAAAGCCCCGUGAACAAUCUAGAAGAACUUCUGUAUGCGGGUCAUGGACAACAUGUUCGAAAUCAUGGACGAGGGAGAUUCCGUCCGUCACGAGGCCGAGGGAGAGGAAAUUAUCAACAUAGGGGUGAAGGACACACCUCUUACGAGUCGGAAGGAACCGACAAACCACAAAGUGAUGAUAGCAAGCAAGAGACACCGACUAUGAGAAAUAAGUCGAAAAUCACUUGCUACAGAUGUGAGAAACUUGGGCACUAUGCCUAUGAAUGCCCAACCAAGAAAACCAAAGAAAGUGAGACACUCUUGGUCGAAAUAGAAGAUGAUGAUGAACCGGCACUUCUGAUGUGCUUAGACGGUGAAGAGCGGUAG
Messenger RNA from Helianthus annuus (common sunflower), 1170 nucleotides. RefSeq lists its product as uncharacterized. NCBI's taxonomy places the organism in Eukaryota, Viridiplantae, Streptophyta, Magnoliopsida, Asterales, Asteraceae. The coding region runs from base 1 to 1170 and encodes 389 amino acids. The record is from RefSeq and is a predicted model, not a curated record. Gene Ontology annotation, molecular function: zinc ion binding; nucleic acid binding. The transcript has 2 exons.